This is a messenger RNA of Vigna angularis (adzuki bean), 4860 nucleotides long. Its product is annotated as paired amphipathic helix protein Sin3-like 2. Gene Ontology annotation, molecular function: transcription corepressor activity. The coding region runs from base 357 to 4529 and encodes 1390 amino acids. The transcript is spliced from 23 exons. The record is from RefSeq and is a predicted model, not a curated record. Gene Ontology annotation, biological process: negative regulation of transcription by RNA polymerase II. Gene Ontology annotation, cellular component: chromatin; histone deacetylase complex. Lineage: Eukaryota; Viridiplantae; Streptophyta; Magnoliopsida; Fabales; Fabaceae.
UCUCUCAGGUCUUAACAUAAAUCACCAUUUCCUUUCAUAUAUUUUCUCUUCAUGUUAUUUUAAUUUUUGCCUUCUGACUCACAAAUUUUGAGUUUGAGUUUUGAGUAUUCAGAGUCUGCUUCUUCUCUUUACCCGAAUUCUCUCUUUCUCAUUCUCUAUGUGUAUUUUUGUCUCAAUUCUUGUUCCAACUUAACUCAAGAGAGGAGCACAAACACACCCAACCGAACCUAUUGUUUUGUUUUAUUUUGUCUGAUCAAACUCCUUCAGUGGUUUUCUUUCUCCUGGUCCUCGGAGAUCUAGUCAACUUGUUUUCCAGCAACUUUCAGAGGAAAACAAUCUGGGAAACUCAGUAAGGGAUGAAGAGGGCAAGGGAUGAUAUGUACUCUGCCUCUGCCUCUCAAUUCAAACGCCCCCCUUUUUCUUCCUCGCGUGCUGAUUCCUAUGCACAAGUCCCUGGAAAUGGAGGGGGAGGGGGUGGAGGAGGUAGCAAUGGAGGUGGUGUUGGUGGGGGAGCAACUACAUCCCAGAAGCUGACUACCAAUGAUGCCUUAUCCUAUUUGAAGGAAGUCAAAGACAUGUUUCAGGACCAAAGAGAGAAGUAUGACAUGUUCCUUGAGGUCAUGAAAGAUUUCAAGGCUCAAAGGACUGACACAGCUGGUGUCAUAGCAAGGGUGAAAGAAUUGUUUAAAGGGCACAACAAUUUGAUUUUUGGAUUUAACACAUUCCUGCCUAAAGGUUAUGAGAUAACACUGGAUGAGGAUGAGGCUCCUCCCAAGAAAACAGUUGAAUUUGAAGAAGCAAUCAGUUUUGUGAACAAGAUAAAGAAACGGUUCCAAAGUGAUGAGCAUGUUUACAAAUCAUUCUUGGACAUUUUAAACAUGUAUCGCAAAGAGCACAAGGACAUUGGCGAGGUUUAUAGUGAGGUUGCUACCCUCUUCAAGGACCAUCGAGAUUUGCUUGAGGAGUUCACUAGAUUCUUACCGGAUACUUCUGCUGCACCUUCCACACAGCAUGCUCCAUAUAGUCGAAAUUCAUUGCAGCGCUUUAAUGAGCGGAGUUCUACGGCCCCAAUGAUGCGCCAAAUGCCACCAGACAAGCAACGUUAUCGAAGAGAAAGACUUCCUUCUCAUGAUCAUGAUAUGAUUGCUGAACGCCCUGAGAUGGAUGAUGACAAAACAAUGUUGAACAUACACAAGGAGAGGAAGCGAGACAAUAGGGAUAGGAGAAUGCGUGAUCAGGAUGAGAGAGAACAAGAUCUUGAUAAUAGCAGGGAUUUGAACUUGCAACGUUUUCCUGACAAAAAGAAAGCUGUCAAGAAGGCUGAAGGUUUUGGAAUGGCUUCCGAAUUUCCUUCUUAUGAAGACAAAGAUACCUUAAAGAGCAUGUAUAGUCAAGCAUUCAGUUUCUGUGAGAAAGUUAAGGAGAAGCUGAGCAGUUCUGAUGAUUACCAGACAUUCUUGAAAUGCCUUCAUAUUUUCAGCAAUGGAAUAAUUAAAAGGAAUGAUUUGCAAAAUUUGGUAACUGAUUUACUUGGAAAGCAUUCAGAUCUUAUGGACGAAUUCAAUGAUUUCCUGGAGCGUUGUGAAAAUAUUGAUGGAUUCCUUGCUGGUGUCAUGAGUAAAAAAUCACUAUCUACUGAUGCUCAUUUGGCAAGACCGUCAAAGUUGGAGGACAAAGACAGAGAGCACAAGCGUGAUAUGGAUGGAGCCAAAGAGAAGGAAAGAUACAAGGAGAAAUACAUGGGAAAAUCCAUUCAAGAACUUGACCUUAGUGACUGCAAACGUUGUACUCCCAGCUACCGGCUUUUGCCUGCAGAUUAUCCAAUUCCUACUGCUAGUCAGAGAUCUGAGCUUGGUGCUCAAGUAUUGAAUGACCACUGGGUAUCUGUGACUUCUGGAAGUGAGGAUUACUCUUUCAAACAUAUGCGGAGAAAUCAGUAUGAAGAAAGCUUGUUCAGAUGUGAAGAUGACAGAUAUGAGCUGGACAUGUUACUAGAGUCUGUGAGUUCAGCUGCUAAACGAGCAGAGGAAUUGUAUAAUAACAUUAAUGAAAAUAAAAUCAGUGUGGAGACUCUGAACCGUAUUGAAGAGCACUUUACUGUUCUAAAUUUAAGGUGCAUUGAACGUCUCUAUGGUGAUCAUGGUCUUGACGUAAUAGACAUACUGCGGAAAAACCCAACCCAUGCCCUUCCUGUAAUAUUGACUCGACUGAAGCAGAAGCAAGAGGAGUGGAGUAGGUGUCGUUCAGAUUUCAAUAAAGUAUGGGCUGAAAUUUAUGCUAAAAAUCACUACAAAUCACUGGAUCAUCGCAGCUUCUAUUUCAAACAACAAGAUUCUAAGAAUUUGAGCACAAAAUCUUUGGUUGCUGAGAUUAAAGAAAUUAAAGAAAAACAGCAGAAAGAAGAUGAUAUUAUUCAGUCUAUCGCUGCUGGAAAUAAACAGCCUCUAAUUCCUCAUUUGGAAUUUGAAUAUCCUGAUGCUGCUGGGAUUCAUGAAGACCUGUAUAAACUUGUUCGAUAUUCAUGUGAGGAGUUAUUCUCAAGUAAAGAGUUGUUAAAUAAAAUUAUGAGGCUGUGGAGUACCUUUUUGGAGCCAAUGCUUGGUGUUCCUACCCAGUCUCAUGCAACAGAAAGGACAGAGGAUAGAAAAACUGGGCAUAAUGUUCGAAAUUUUGGUGUACCGAGCAUAGGGGAUGACAGAAGCCCUCACGGAGACUCUCUUUCAAUGAAUUCAAGGUUACCAAAAUCUGAUAAGAAUGAAGCUGAUGGUAGACUAACUGACGCAAAGAAUGUUCAGCGUGCUAAUAUGGCAACCAACGAUAAAGAAAAUGGAUCUGUUGGUGGUGAACAUGGUUGUAGGGAUGAUCCAUUGAUGGACAAAGGACUGAAAAAUGUAGAAUGCAAUGACAAAGCCUCCGGGUUUAGCAAACCAUUUACCUCUGAUGAUCAAGGAGCUAAAAACAGUGUGUCAAUUGCAAUUAGAGGAGAAAACAGCCUGAACAGGACCAACUUAGCUGCAUCACCAGCGCGUGCCCUUACUCCAUCACAACCAACUGAUGUUGAUGAUUCUGUAGCCAAGUCUCAGGUUGCUAAUGUACCAUUGGUGGAGGGAUGUGACAUGGCAACUCCAGUACCUGUGGCCAAUGGUGUUUUAAGUGAAAGCAGUAAAGUUAAAAAUCACGAUGAAUCUGCUGGGCCUUGCAAAAUUGAAAAGGAAGAGGGAGAAUUAUCACCAAAUGGUGACUCGGAGGAGGAUAACUUUGUUGCCUACAGAGAUUCAAAUGUGCAGUCAAUGGCUAAAGCAAAACACAACACUGAAAGAAGAAAGUAUCAGUCUAGAAACGGAGAGGAUGAAUGUUGUCCUGAGGCUGGAGGUGACAAUGAUGCAGAUGCUGACGAUGAGGACAGUGAAAAUGUUUCUGAAGCUGGUGAAGAUGUCUCAGGCAGUGAAUCUGCUGGUGAUGAAUGCUUUCGGGAAGAUCAUGAAGAGGAGGAAGAUAUCGAACAAGAUGAUGUUGAUGGUAAGGCUGAGAGUGAAGGUGAAGCUGAGGGGAUCUGUGAUGCACAAGCUGGAGGAGACGGCACAUCUUUGCCAUUGUCAGAAAGGUUCCUUUCAUCUGUGAAACCUCUCACAAAGCAUGUAUCAGCAGUUUCAUUUGUUGAAGAAAUGAAGGAGUCAAGGGUGUUCUAUGGAAAUGAUGACUUCUAUGUGCUUUUUAGACUUCAUCAAACUCUUUAUGAGAGGAUCUUAUCAGCAAAAACAAAUUCAAUGAACGCGGAAUUAAAAUGGAAAGCAAAAGAUGCUAGCUUACCAGAUCCUUAUUCAAGAUUUAGGAACGCAUUGUACAAUUUGUUGGAUGGAUCUGCUGAAAAUGCAAAGUUUGAAGAUGAAUGCCGAGCAAUUAUAGGGAACCAAUCAUACGUGUUAUUCACCUUGGACAAGUUAAUAUACAAAUUGGUUAGACAGCUUCAAACUGUUGCAACUGAUGAGGUCGACAGUAAGCUUCUCCAAUUAUAUGAAUAUGAAAGGUCUCGGAAGCCUGGAAAGUUAAAUGAUUCUGUAUAUCAUGCAAAUGCUCAUGUCGUCCUUCACGAGGAUAAUAUAUAUCGGAUACAAUGUUCCUCUAGCCCCUCACGACUAUCCAUCCAGUUUAUGGACAAUAUGAAUGAAAAGCCUGAAUUGUUUGCCGUUUCUAUUGAUCCAAAUUUCUCCUUUUAUCUGCACAAUGAUUUUCUAUCUGUCUUUCCCGGCAAAAAGGAACCCCAUGGCAUCAUACUGCACAGAAACAAACGCAAAUAUGGAAACUUAGAUGAGCUUUCUGCAAUAUGCUCUGCCAUGGAAGGUGUUAAAGUAAUUAAUGGAUUGGAAUGCAAGAUAUCUUGCAACUCAUCCAAGAUUUCUUAUGUUCUUGACACACAAGACUUCUUCUUCCGGCCGAGAAAGAGGAGACGAACGCCGGCAGGGACAACAACCUCCCAGUUUCGUAGGGACAGAGAGGAAAGAUUCCGCAAAUUGUUGGCAUGCUCGUAAUUUAUAUCUUCAUGAAUAUUUGGUCUCUAACAUCACUAUUGAAAACCAGCUGAAGGGACUCACAUAAUUUGAUGUUUAUAAGAGUCUUGGUGAAGCAAGAUAGGAACCCUUUGGGUUACAAUUUUAUCUGUUGUUAUAGGAACUUGAAUUUUCACAUGUAAGUUAAGGAGGGGAAUAUAGAUGGGAUGUGUAAUAUGUUUAUGAGGUCUCAUGUCAUGUGCCCUCUUUUGUAAAUAGUUUGCUAUAAAUCUGUAGAAUAUUUGUUUACCAAAUUGUUCAUUAGUUGUAACAGUUACUUGGCCCUAGUUUUAUACUUGAUACUGUUCUUUCA